Molecule: messenger RNA, 1746 nt
Organism: Ylistrum balloti
Lineage: Eukaryota; Metazoa; Mollusca; Bivalvia; Pectinida; Pectinidae
Exons: 13
Coding region: 71-1567 (498 amino acids)
Biological process (GO): methylation
Molecular function (GO): S-adenosylmethionine-dependent methyltransferase activity
Source: RefSeq, a predicted model, not a curated record
UCAGAAAAUUUCAAGGUCUUUUCCAUUAUGGCGACAGGGCAUCCUACAUCGCAGACAUGGAAACUACAACAUGAAGCGAUAUUCGACAAUGGUGGACAGUUAUGACGACAAAUUCGGAAGUGGCAUGUAUGCAGCCAACGGUUACUCACUGUAUCUCAGCCAGUCCACCAUUCUUAGAUGCAUUGAAGAGAUAUGUAAACGACAAAGCGUACACAUGCCGAUCACGAUAGCAGAUUUCGGGACAGCGGAUGGACGGACAUCUCUCAACUUAUUAAACAAUGCCAUUACCACAAUACAGGAGAUGUCCGGGGCGGCCAAACCCGUCAUGAUAUACCACGAAGAUCAAGCAACCAACGACUUCAACUUGCUAUAUCGGGUUAUUGAAGCAACCUUAAUGAUUGAACUUGGUCUCUCCAAUGUCCAGUUAUAUCCCUUGCCCAUACAUGGAAACUACAACAUGAAGCGAUAUUCGACAAUGGUGGACAGUUAUGACGACAAAUUCGGAAGUGGCAUGUAUGCAGCCAACGGUUACUCACUGUAUCUCAGCCAGUCCACCAUUCUUAGAUGCAUUGAAGAGAUAUGUAAACGACAAAGCGUACACAUGCCGAUCACGAUAGCAGAUUUCGGGACAGCGGAUGGACGGACAUCUCUCAACUUAUUAAACAAUGCCAUUACCACAAUACAGGAGAUGUCCGGGGCGGCCAAACCCGUCAUGAUAUACCACGAAGAUCAAGCAACCAACGACUUCAACUUGCUAUAUCGGGUUAUUGAAGGCACAGAAGAUGAAGGACAAGAUAGACUCAAGCUAUCCUCCAGUGUUUUCCAGGCUGCAAUUGGUCGUUCAAUGUACGAAGAAUGUCUUCCAAACAAUUCAGUAGAUCUGGCAUUUUCCUCCAUUGUAGUGCAUAACUUGUCACGAAGACCGUGCCGAAUAGAGGGAGGAACAUUGUCUUGUGAUGGUAAUGAGAAGGAGAAGGCGUUGAUAAAAGAGCAAUCUGCAAAGGACUGGGAAAGAUUUGUCUACCUACGAGGAAAGGAGCUAAGUCCAGGCGGUUAUCUGGUGGUACUGAACUGUGGUGUUGAUAAGACAGGUAAAAAUUUACAUCCAAUAUCGGGUGGAAUGCCUCGACUAGGGAAGCUGCUCAAUACCAUGCUUCAGGAUGGAUUGAUAACACAGGAAGAAUUCCUUGAUGCUAACUUUGAUGUGGAUAUAUACAGGACAGAGGAAGACCACAGCCGUCCAUUUACACAUGGUGGCAUGGCGAAGCAAUUAGGUUUAGAGCUGGUAUCCGUUCGUUCAUUCAUCAAUACAUUGCAACAUCCUACAUUCGAUAUUGUAGAUAAAGAUGCAGCUGCAAAAGCAGAGUAUGCCGAGAGAGUGGUGGCAGGUAUAAAGCCGUGGUUCUAUCACGUGAUCUACAACGGGCUGUCUGAAAAGAGACCACAUGAAGAGAGAAAACAGUUGACUGAUCUCUACUUCGACAGAAUGAGGGCAUUUGCAUAUGACAACCAUGCUGGCGGGACAGAAAUACCAUUGGUGGAAACAGUGGUCAGGAAAAGGCUUUAACAUAUAAAUCAGGGAACUUGGUAUACGAUGCCUAUACCAAUAUUAUUACUAAAAUCAUCAUAACUCAAUAGUUAGUUACAUAUUCUGAUUAUCUAACUAAAACAAGUAUCAACAUAAUAAGCAAGAAAGCCAACUGCACCCUAGGCUUACUGAUGAGGCACUUGAAGAUCUCAAGACUA